GCUGGCUGGCGCCCCUCUUCUCACUCGUAAACCCCAUCAGCAAAUUAUGCCCCAUGCUUCCUCUAAGGGAGGACCCUCUGAUUGUGGGUGAAAUACCGUCUGGCAAAACCGGAAGGGGAUGUCUAGAGAGGGGUGGUGGCUCCCUCCGCGCACGUCACAGAGCUAGUAUUGAAAUGUCCUCAGGUGGGGGUGGAUUCCUACCACUUGGUCCAGACCUCUACAGGCCUUUCAUCGCUCAGCUCAUCGGUGAAGUGGGGAGUGAGUGGUCAUGGCCUGGCAGAUGACACAGUUGCUGCUUCUGGUUUUGGUGGCGGCUGCAUGGGGUGCCCAGGUCCCCGGGACUCCACGGGCCAGGACCAACCUGCUCAACGUCUGCAUGGAUGCCAAGCACCACAAGGCAGAACCGGGCCCUGAGGACAGUCUACACGAGCAGUGCAGCCCCUGGAGGAAGAAUGCCUGCUGCUCUGUCAACACCAGCAUAGAAGCCCAUAAGGACAUUUCCUACCUGUACAGAUUCAACUGGGACCACUGUGGCAAGAUGGAGCCUGCAUGCAAGCGCCACUUUAUUCAGGACACCUGUCUCUAUGAGUGCUCACCUAAUCUGGGGCCCUGGAUCCGGGAGGUUAACCAGAGCUGGCGCAAAGAACGGAUCCUGAAUGUGCCCCUGUGCAAAGAGGACUGUCAGAUCUGGUGGGAAGACUGCCGCACCUCCUACACUUGCAAGAGCAACUGGCACAGGGGCUGGGACUGGACCUCAGGGUACAACCAGUGCCCGGUGAAAGCUGCCUGCCACCGCUUUGACUUCUACUUCCCCACGCCUGCUGCUCUGUGCAAUGAAAUCUGGAGUCACUCCUUCAAGGUCAGCAACUACGGCCGGGGCAGCGGCCGCUGCAUCCAGAUGUGGUUCGACCCCUUCCAGGGCAACCCCAAUGAGGAGGUGGCAAGAUUUUACGCUGAGAACCCCACUUCUGGGUCCACACCCCAGGGGAUUGGACCCCUCCUGCUCAACUUGACCCAGAUGCUGCCACUCUGGCUCCUUAACUAAGCUGUUCCCACUGCUGACACCUGGGCACCUUCCUUGCCUGCACCCAACCUGUGUGAUUAUCUCAGUUCAGCCCAGCUCCACUCUCUCAGAUGAGGAGGACUCGUAAUACCUUGGUCAUUGUUUCCUGAUCCAAAAUCCUAUGGGGAUCCUCUGAGAGCUUAUUCUAAUAAAUAUAUCCAUGUGUGUACU
Cervus elaphus (red deer) is the source of this 1234-nucleotide messenger RNA. RefSeq names its product folate receptor alpha. The transcript has 5 exons. Gene Ontology annotation, molecular function: signaling receptor activity. Lineage: Eukaryota; Metazoa; Chordata; Mammalia; Artiodactyla; Cervidae. Gene Ontology annotation, biological process: sperm-egg recognition; cell adhesion; fusion of sperm to egg plasma membrane involved in single fertilization. Gene Ontology annotation, cellular component: external side of plasma membrane. The record is from RefSeq and is a predicted model, not a curated record. The coding region runs from base 269 to 1045 and encodes 258 amino acids.